Messenger RNA from Galeopterus variegatus (Sunda flying lemur), 2018 nucleotides. RefSeq names its product paraneoplastic Ma antigen 1 (gene PNMA1). Bases 157 to 1218 code for a protein of 353 amino acids. The record is from RefSeq and is a predicted model, not a curated record. NCBI's taxonomy places the organism in Eukaryota, Metazoa, Chordata, Mammalia, Dermoptera, Cynocephalidae. The transcript has a single exon.
AGCAGGACGUUGGUGUCAUGUGUUGAUUGUCAUUGCGUGAAGCUGCCGGCCUCGGGCCUCCUUGGGGCAGUGGCUGGUAUCGGUCUCAGUCCUAGAGCGCGGUGAGCCACAGUCUCAUCCGUGUUUGUAGAAUUGGCGCCCUCGGUAUUUGGGGAAAUGGCGAUGACAUUGUUGGAAGACUGGUGCAGGGGGAUGGAUGUGAACUCCCAGAGAGCGCUGCUGGUCUCGGGGAUCCCGGUAAACUGUGAUGAGGCUGAGAUCGAAGAGACCCUCCAGGCUGCGAUGCCCCAGGUGCCCUAUCGAGUGCUCGGGAGAAUGUUCUGGAGGGAAGAGAAUGCUAAAGCAGCCUUGUUGGAGCUCACUGGCGCUGUCGACUACGCUGCGAUCCCCAGGGAGAUGCCGGGCAAAGGAGGGGUCUGGAAAGUGAUCUUUAAGCCCCCGAUUUCGGAUGCUGAAUUUCUAGAAAGGCUACACCUCUUCCUAGCUAGAGAGGGGUGGACCGUGCAAGAUGUCGCCCGUGUCCUCGGGUUUCAGAACCCUGCUCCGGCCCCAGGCCCAGAAAUGCCAGCAGAGAUGCUAAACUAUAUUUUGGAUAAUAUUAUUCAGCCUCUUGUUGAGUCCAUAUGGUACAAGAAGCUGACGCUGUUCUCGGGGAGGGACAUCCCGGGGCCUGGGGAGGAGACCUUUGAUGCCUGGCUGGAGCACACUAACGAGGUCAUAGAGGAGUGGCAGGUGUCUGAUGUAGAGAAGAGGCGGCGAUUGCUGGAGAGUCUUAGAGGCCCCGCCGCUGAUGUCAUUCGCAUCCUCAAGAACAACAACCCAGCCAUAACCACCGCCGAAUGCCUGAAGGCGCUUGAGCAGGUGUUUGGGAGCGUCGAGAGCUCUAGGGAUGCGCAGGUCAGAUUUCUAAACACUUAUCAGAACCCGGGAGAAAAGUUGUCUGCUUAUGUCAUUCGUCUGGAGCCUCUGCUGCAGAAGGUGGUGGAGAAGGGGGCCAUUGAUAAAGAUAACGUGAACCAGGCCCGCCUGGAGCAGGUCAUUGCCGGGGCCAACCACAGCGGGGCUAUUCGAAGGCAGCUGUGGUUGGCCGGGGCUGGGGAAGGGCCAGCCCCUAACCUCUUCCAGUUGCUGGUGCAGAUCCGCGAGGAGGAGGCCAAAGAGGAAGAGGAGGACGCUGAGGCCGCCCUCCUGCAGUUAGGCCUGGAAGGGCACUUCUGAGUCCCAGGAAAGGGGGCUCUAGUGCAGACCUACAUCACAUCUGCUUUCGUGGUUCCUGUGCGGUCUUACAGGUGUCUCUGAGUAGUAAAGACUUAGCCGCGUUCUGUUUCUGUUUUUGGUUUUUGGCGGGCGGGGGAGUCAGGCCUGUAUAUUUGUGUAACAUUUGUAAAGUUUUGCAAGUGAGCACCAUGAGCAGCUACAACAAUACAAAUGGGUCAUGCUGGCUAAAAUGCCAGGGAAAGGCUUGGACACAAGUGUGCAGUGCAAGCUAUCAUCGUGGCAUCAUCAGUUGUGAAAAUGUGAACCUGUGAAGUUUCCCAUCGAGAUAAUUAAAUGAAAUUGCAUGUUCGGACAUGUAGCGCAGGGCCUGGCUCACAGGAAGUGUUCAGUAAAAAUGUGAACUGUUCUUACUAAUAUCAUGGAUAGUUUGUGUUUACUGUAAAUUGUUCCUGAUUUAUAUUAAUGGAAAGAAAUUUGAAUUUAUUAGAUAUUAGCUACUCAACUUUACAAUGCAAAUUUAUUUCUCAUCUUUAAACAUCAGGGUUAGUUUAAUUGAAAAGCUGAGAUUACAAAAUGGGGUGUUAGAAAAAUACUGCAAUGAUGGAACUGUGUAAAUCUAUUUUUCACUGUAUAAGAUACAGAUAUAAAUCACAUGUAGAGGUUGAUAUAAGCCACUUACAUUAAUCUGUUCACCUAUUUCAAAUCUUUGUUGUGUAAUACUUGUUUAUGCUGAUUCUAAGGAUUCUAAAUUUGAAGUUAUCAAAUAGAUGUAUAUGAAUAAAAAUAUUUUUAAAAUUCUA